Molecule: messenger RNA, 571 nt
Organism: Ananas comosus (pineapple)
Lineage: Eukaryota; Viridiplantae; Streptophyta; Magnoliopsida; Poales; Bromeliaceae
Product: arp2/3 complex-activating protein rickA-like
Exons: 4
Coding region: 1-522 (173 amino acids)
Source: RefSeq, a predicted model, not a curated record
AUGAAUUUUCAACCCCACCACACCACCACCAUCUUCUCUCCACCACCACCACCACCACCACCACCACUUCUCCUCCACCAUCACACAUUUGGCCAUUUCCCCACACCCACCUCCCCUUCUCCACCUCUCCCCUUGCAUUCACAAAACCAUCCUUGCUCCCUCCUCACCACCACCACCACCACACCACCACCACCACCACCACCACCCUACAGCUCCAUUUCCUCCUUUCUUCCUCCUCCUCCUCCUUACCAACAGCGUAUCUCCUGCCCCAGCUGGACCAGGAGGUCCGGAGCUUCGCGAACACGGCGCGCCGCAGAAAAAGCCGGCUUUUCGGCAGCUGGGCUCCAACAAGAGGGAGUGAAAGAGCAUGAGGAGAUAGAAGAAGAAGAGGAGCUAAGCAGCAGAAAAGUAAGGGGACCAAGUAAACAAACAGCUAAUAUUUUGGAAGCUACUCUUGUUUCUUCUCUUCUUCUUUUUGUUGUAUAUUUUUUACCUCUAACUUACCCAUGUUACAAUGUAUGAGAAGAUCUUGAACAGCUUGAGUUUUAACUAAUUUGAAGAGCUUGAGUUA